UGAAUUAUUUUGUUGUGCCUGCGCGUAUGCUUCACGACCUUCUCCCUGUCGACAUGUCCUCAGUUUGUCAUAACCUUCCAUUGGACGACCUUCGUGUGUUUCAGUAGCAGUAACUGUUAGUACCUUCGACAGCUUACAAAGCUAAUGUUCUGCUGAGUGUCCCAAAGCAGCCUUUUGAGGAGACCAACGAGGGGCAGGGAUUUUAUGAAAUAAUUGGAAUGUGAGACAUGGUGUUAGCCCACUUUCCCCAUGGGUGCAUCCACGUCGUCUCUGGACGAAGUGCCUGGUGAGCCUCUCGUAGAUUCAUUGGAGUUUUCAGAGCAGUUUCUGGCAAGGUAUGAACCUCUUAGGAAAAUUGGGUCUGGGGCAUUUGGCAGCGCCUACGUGGUGAGAGAGCGUACCACCAACGCUGUUUGGUGUGCUAAGAAGAUCAAUGUGCAAAGCCAAAAUGUCCCUCAAGAGGUCCAGUCGCUGAAAAAGAACGAGUCCAACGCGCACACGGUCACGCUGUACGAAACCGUACACGAUGUGGCGCGUACCGAGUACUACAUAGUUAUGGAGUACUGCCAGGGUGGCACGUUAAAGAACUGGAUCAGACGCAAUCACCGCAACAAGCUGUUAACCGAGCCAGUUGUUCUGGCAAUGCUCUACAAGAUCUGUGAAGCAGUUCAAGCAUGCCACGCCCUGCACACGCUGCAUAGGGACAUUAAGCCAGAGAAUAUAUUCUUGGACGUGAAUGGCAAUGUUAAGCUUGGUGACUUUGGUGUUUCUCGGCAGCUAGGUGAUCAGUCUGCAGCAAGGUCAUUCUGUGGUACUCCACCGUACAUGGCUCCGGAGCUGUUUUUGUCCUACAUGAACCAUAUACACGGAGGCCCGCCUGUCGGCUAUAACUUCCUCUCAGAUAUCUGGUCAAUUGGAUGUGUGCUGCUGGAUAUGUCGAAUAAGUUUGGCGUUCUUCUACCUGAUAGAAAACAUGGUCUUGGUCUUGCAGCAGCAGAGGCAAUGAAUCCACAAGCUGGUGCUGUCAACAUGCCCGCGCUGCCCGAUAUUCCGAAACUGAUUGAUGAAGAAAUCCCACCGAGCUGGAAAAUUGUACGUCGUCUACUGUCCCGCAUGCUCUGCUUCAAGGCUGAGGAAAGAAUUAGCUUGCUGCUAAUACUGACUGAUCCUGAGCUUCGCCGCUCCUUGCAGUAUGACCCUUCUGCGGCUGGAUGGCAUGAAGGAAAGAACGAGGUCAGGCGUUUCUCUAAAAUGUCUGACUCCUAGCCCGUACUGCUACAUAUACGUGUAUAAUUUUCUAAUAAUUAUGUGCUGUGUACAUUGCUGGUCAAGACUGUGCAAAUUCUGAUGAACAUAGCUGCGCUAUACUUUUAUUAUUUUCUAUUCUCCGAUAUACUCGUAGUCAUUUUCGGUGGGACACUUCACUUUCCAUAGUGUUUUAUUAUUAUUAUUACAAUUAUUAUAUUUUAGGAUGAAUUGAGUGUUGCUUUUGCAGCACAUGCAGCCUAUCUACACAGUGACAUUGAUUAAUCACUCUUGCUACUGGUGCACAUGACUGUACUUGUAUCCGUUUUGGAUACCAGCAUGACUGUAGUAGUUGUUGUAUGAGCUGUGCAGGCAUGGUUCUACACGGUCCAGGGACCUGGCACUGUUAUCAUGGUUAUUGUGCUCUCCGCCCAGUGGCAGUGUCGGCCUGCACAGGAGGAACCGUAGUUUCCUCUCCGAGCCUCCAUAUAGAACAAUAAUCAUUAUUAUUAAUAUGACAUACUCACCAACACAAUGGACUAUCAAUGUACAUGUAGAUUCACUGAAGAUAACAUGGCGCUAACGGUGUUUUUUGAAUCCAACUCAGAAUUGUUGUGAAAGAAUAUUAUAACUUGUAUGUCGACAA
This is a messenger RNA of Sycon ciliatum, 1891 nucleotides long. RefSeq names its product serine/threonine-protein kinase Nek2-like. The transcript is spliced from 9 exons. The record is from RefSeq and is a predicted model, not a curated record. The coding region runs from base 250 to 1266 and encodes 338 amino acids. Gene Ontology annotation, molecular function: ATP binding; protein serine/threonine kinase activity. Gene Ontology annotation, biological process: protein phosphorylation. NCBI's taxonomy places the organism in Eukaryota, Metazoa, Porifera, Calcarea, Leucosolenida, Sycettidae.